Molecule: messenger RNA, 1330 nt
Organism: Anoplopoma fimbria (sablefish)
Lineage: Eukaryota; Metazoa; Chordata; Actinopteri; Perciformes; Anoplopomatidae
Gene: snrpa
Product: small nuclear ribonucleoprotein polypeptide A
Exons: 7
Coding region: 94-942 (282 amino acids)
Biological process (GO): mRNA splicing, via spliceosome
Cellular component (GO): U1 snRNP
Molecular function (GO): U1 snRNA binding
Source: RefSeq, a predicted model, not a curated record
GAGCGGAAACGGACCCUGUUGUAUUUUAUCGCGAGAACAGAGCACGGGAUUUGAGAGGGCCGGGAUUUUCAUUCAUCACUUCGAGGUUAGAAGAUGGCCGCUCCGGAUGUACGGCUUAAUCAUACAAUCUACAUCAACAACUUAAAUGAGAAAAUCAAGAAAGAUGAGUUGAAAAAGUCGUUGUACGCCAUCUUCUCACAGUUCGGACAGAUUUUGGACAUCUUGGUUGCACGAAACCUGAAGAUGAAGGGUCAGGCCUUUGUUAUUUUCAAAGAGGUCAACAGUGCUUCCAAUGCCCUGAGAUCCAUGCAGGGAUUCCCUUUCUACGACAAACCCAUGCGUAUCCAGUAUGCCAAGCUGGACUCGGACAUCAUAGCUAAAAUGAAGGGGACUUACGUUGAGCGUGAUCGUAAAAAGGAGAAGAAGAAGGUCAAAGGAGCUGAUGCAGGGGGGGCUAAGAAGGGCGUAGCAGGAGCCGCUGUACCCAUGGUUGCCGGGGUACCUACUGCCAUGCCUGGAAUGCCUCCCAUGAGCCAGGCUCCCCGUAUGAUGCACAUGCCGGGCCAGCCGCCUUAUAUGCCCCCACCUGGCAUGAUGCCUCCUCCGGGUAUGGCCCCUGGUCAGAUGCCCCCUGGCGGCAUGCCUCCUGGACAGAUGAUGCCUGGACAGAUGCCUGGACAAAUGCCCCAGCAGGUUGCAGAAAAUCCUCCCAAUCACAUCCUCUUCCUCACCAACCUGCCGGAGGAGACCAACGAACUCAUGCUCUCGAUGCUCUUCAACCAGUUCCCUGGGUUCAAGGAGGUGCGUCUGGUCCCUGGUCGUCACGACAUCGCCUUUGUGGAGUUUGAGAACGAGGUGCAGGCCGGCGCUGCACGAGACGCACUACAAGGCUUUAAGAUCACACAAGCGAACGCCAUGAAAAUCUCAUUUGCUAAGAAAUAACUUUUUAAGCCCAGUCUUUUUCUUACAUGCGCGCACACACAGGCUUUUUAGAAAUGUACAGCAGUGACCCAAACUAAGAAGCAUUUUUAGAAAUUGACGUUCAAGAGUGCAGUUCGGGCUGUUUUUCCCCCCUUCGUCCAGGAUUACAUGUAAGUAUACGUCUUUUGCAUCAGGUUGCAGUUUAUUAUCGUACCACACAUACGGAACUCUUGACUUAGAACAAAGGUCAGGUAAAUGUAUAGAGGGGUUCUUCAUCCUAGUGUUCAUUUUUUUUAUUUAAACUCAAAUCCACGAGCAACUUGAUGUCUCUUCUGUAUUUUGUUGUCAUAAAGCAUUGCACCCAGGGUCUGGUUUACCAGACAUUGUACCUGGAGCUUUUUUCUUUUAA